Labrus mixtus (cuckoo wrasse) is the source of this 2750-nucleotide messenger RNA. It is a transcript of the gene commd2, whose product is annotated as COMM domain containing 2. The record is from RefSeq and is a predicted model, not a curated record. The transcript has 7 exons. Bases 153 to 686 code for a protein of 177 amino acids. NCBI's taxonomy places the organism in Eukaryota, Metazoa, Chordata, Actinopteri, Labriformes, Labridae.
GUGUGAACAGCUGACUGUCAGCUGAUGUAGAGAACAACUACGAGACAUACAGUCAGCUGUUUGUCCUCACUAUCUAUCUUCAAACUAUUCAUCUGCACAAGCAAAACAAUCGAGCAGCACUAUUAUAGAGCAUAUUGUAUCACCACAUCACAAUGGUAGGAGAGUUUGGUCGCAUAGCGCUGGAGUUUCUUCGGAGAGGAACCAGCACCAGGAUCUACGAGGGAGCAGCCAGGAAGCUGUGUGUUCCUGUGGAAAUGGUAAAGCAUGGAGUGGAAGGCCUGAUGUUUCUGAUGACGGAGAGCUCCAAACAUAUGAUCUCUGAAGUGGAUUUCCUGGACUCUGUGUUGGUUUUGGGGUUUGGUGAGGAGCUGAACCAGUUGCUUGUACAGCUCUACCUGCAGCACCGCAGCCAGAUCCGCAGCGUCCUGAGUCAGCUACCCACCAAUGUGCCGGCAUAUCACAACCUGGAAUGGAGACUGGAUGUACAGUUGGCGAGUCGUUCAGUCCAUCACCAGGUUGUUCCCAAACUGACGAUGCGUCUGCUCCUAACAAGAGGCUGUGACAACAGCAGCAGAGUUCUCCAGACAGACCCGAGCACCCUCCUGCACCUCAUCGCCACACUGGAGAUCGCUUUGGCUGCCAUGAAAACCAGUCAUGCUCGUCGCAUAUUACGCAACAUCAAAUAACCCAAAGGCAUUACAGUGUCCCUUUGCAACACAUCACAUUGUGCCACAAUGCCUUUAUACCUGAGCAGAAUAAUGAGCAGUGCAGUGUUUUAUUUCAUUUGCUUUUUGUCCUAGAUGUUAAACUAGGUUUUUGCCAAUCUGACUGCCAAAUGUUCAUCACUUUUAUAACCCUUAAAUUAUGAUUCCGACCAAAUUGUAUUGAUGAUUGUAUAUACAUAUUCUACAGUGCUACUGAUAUAAAAGUGUUUGGCAUAGACGAAACAGCAUUCAUGUGGUUUGUAGUAAAUAGGCAGGAAGACAGAGUGCGCACUCACACUAGGCAAAGUUUACCCGUACUGUGCUUAAGCAUGAUUGUCCUCCCCAUCCCCCCUCUGGCCUGCACUCACACUGCUCCAGGACUAACCGGGCCUGAGCACGGUUACCUCUUGAACAUAACGUCGUAAUAAAACACAUGCACAACGUUACGUGAUCAUGAAGCGUGCUCAGUUUAAAAGACAGGCGGACUCUAAAAUAAAAAUGAUAAAAUAAAAGGGACGUGCUGUCGAGUCUGCGUCCACACAUCGAAGAACAACACAGAGAAGAUGAGAGCUACUUUACUGACUCUGGCUUAUACUGAGUCAUGUUAGUCAGAUACAGAACACUGUGAUUUCUCCAUAAUGAAGACUGACCACGUUUACCAGCCUGCUUGUGCGUGAAGUGUACCGUUUCGAAGCAGACCUCUUCCAAGCAUGCCAGGGCCGAGACUGAAGCACUCACACUGGUCAAUGAAGUGACGAUUUUAGGGGUGAAGCGUGAUUAGACACAGUACAGAUUGACUAUUGUGAGUGCGCCCCUAAACCCUGCUGUGCCUGAGCAGUCAGAGAUGUUGGGUGGUGCGGUGCGGAUUGCUUUGUGUGAGUUCUCCCUGAAAGCAGUAAAGUAUAUAACAAAAUAUAUAUUUGUAUGCAGUGUGCACCACAGUUUGAUACAACUGACAAGGGUAUCGGGCAAUUUGGAAAACAGACAGUCAAUGCCUUUUUCAUGAGCAUGUUAAUGUUAAACAGCAACACAUCAGAUGGAUACUGGAGGGUUGUUGCUCAUUUUCAGGGACCUACAGUACACACAGAGGUCAAUCUUACAUAAUGAGUGAUGGGAAGUCAUCCCUGUAUUUGAGAGGUCAAGAAGCAACUAAACAACAACUUGGUUUUCAUUAAAUGCAAUAGACCAGAUAGCAAUAAAAUCACAUAGUUUAGAUGAAUAGGAAUACGUUAAUGGAAAGUAUACUUCAUCAUGCAGUAUAGUUUGUUAGAACUUUCAGAGCUAGUUGUUAUUGGGGUUGAAUUUUUAACUAUUGGCAUUUUUUUUUUUAAAUUACACAAAACCAUCCAGCCAGCGUAUAUGUUAAACUUGACCUCAUGAAUCUUUGCAAGAUCCAGGUUUAUUAUAUCUUAGCCAAUAAUAGCUGUGGAAAUCCAACAACUACAACCAGGAUAGUAGAAGAGCCUAUUGCUGUAUGUUUAAUAUUGGUAGUUUAAAAACUUCCCAAAUGACAUAACACAGAAGAAAUAAGAGCAACAAUAACAUCCUACACUCCUUGUAAUGGUUAGCCUCCUCUGUAUCUUGUAAUGUUUAUGAACUUUUUUGCCAGCAUUGUCUUGUUUUGUUACUUAGCCAAAAUAAGCUGUACGUUUUCUGUAUUUGACACUUUCUGCUUCACCUUUUUUUUUAACUUACUUUUUUAAAGGGGACAUAUAAUGAAAAAUCCACUUGUACAUUGUUUCUGAACAUAUAUUUGGGUAACCUGAGUGUCUACUGACCCACAACAUGUGAAAUAAAUCCAUCCAGUCCUUUGUUUGUGAGAGCUGGUUUAUACAGGGUCACAAACCUCCUCUGGUGCUUGAUUCAUGUUAUAUUUUGACCAAAGCACAGCACAGAUGUUUCAUUUAGACCACAGGGGACUGUUUGAAAAGGUGGAGAAGGAGGAUGAUAUGUCCUUUUUAGACAUCCAAACAAAUUGCUCUUGGUAUUACCUUAAUGACAUUUAAGUUUUAAAUACAAGCAAGAAUAAAGAAUGCACCAAAACCA